CGACGAGCUGCUCUCCUCCAUCACCAGCAUCAAAUUGUCCAAAUCCAGACAAAAUGCAGCCGACAAGGUGGCUCUUGAAAGGCCGAUCCGUAUGGAAGGGGCCGCACAUCGUACCCCUCGCCAUCGUGCGCCCCCGCCCAGGCGAACGAGUCAAGCCGAUCCGCACGCAAGCCCGCGCCGCGACCAUCCUGCCUAGUUUCGUCGGCCUCAAGUUCCAGGUGUACAACGGCAAGGAAUACCACGACCUCGAGAUCACCGAGGAGAUGGUCGGCCACAAGCUCGGCGAGUUCUCUCCGACGAGAAAGCCUUUCAUCUGGUCACGACGGUAAACCAAAAUAGGCACCAUGAGGUGUAGGUAUCCCGCGGCGUUCUGUUGUUUUCAGGUGGGGGGGUCUUUUACGAGUUUACUGUCUACUGUAUAUUACCUAUGCGCUCACACGACCAUACAUACCAUUAGAGAACACGCAAGACACGCCAAUUCGUAACGCUUAU
This is a messenger RNA of Daldinia vernicosa, 492 nucleotides long. RefSeq names its product ribosomal protein S19/S15. NCBI's taxonomy places the organism in Eukaryota, Fungi, Ascomycota, Sordariomycetes, Xylariales, Hypoxylaceae. Gene Ontology annotation, biological process: ribosomal small subunit assembly; translation. Gene Ontology annotation, molecular function: RNA binding; structural constituent of ribosome. Gene Ontology annotation, cellular component: cytosolic small ribosomal subunit; ribosome. The transcript has 4 exons. Bases 54 to 329 code for a protein of 91 amino acids. The record is from RefSeq and is a predicted model, not a curated record.